Messenger RNA from Strigops habroptila (Kakapo), 4149 nucleotides. RefSeq names its product ribosomal protein L7 like 1 (gene RPL7L1). Gene Ontology annotation, biological process: maturation of LSU-rRNA from tricistronic rRNA transcript (SSU-rRNA, 5.8S rRNA, LSU-rRNA). The transcript is spliced from 7 exons. Gene Ontology annotation, molecular function: RNA binding; structural constituent of ribosome. The record is from RefSeq and is a predicted model, not a curated record. Gene Ontology annotation, cellular component: cytosolic large ribosomal subunit. The coding region runs from base 2742 to 3485 and encodes 247 amino acids. NCBI's taxonomy places the organism in Eukaryota, Metazoa, Chordata, Aves, Psittaciformes, Psittacidae.
AGAAAAAACCUGUUCAUUCUGGAAAGAUAUCUGCAGCAUUUGAAUUUUGAUCUCUAUUCAACCUUUCAAACACCAUCUCCUCACAUCAGCAUAAAAGACCUGCUGCAGCUAGUAUCAAAAGGUAACAUGCUUUGCUAAAAAUUAUAUGCUGAUUUUUUUUAUUUUUUUAUUUUUAAUGAAAGUGCAAAAAGCUUCCAUGGAGUACAGGAUAAAAAAGGCUACAGUCUACUGAUGAAAAGAUGCAUCUUUCUCUAUGGAUGACUUAUUUCUCAUACAAUGCAUUCAAUUUUGGUCCUUAAAUGUGACCUCUGCCUUCCCGUCUCACCCUCCCCAAACCAACAGGCAUUUUUGAAUUAUAUAAAACCUUGUUUUCAAAAAUAAUUUCUUUGGGUGGGUUCUGAGACUUAUGUGAGAUGCAUUGGUGAAGACUGGAGGAAAUGCACUCGCAUGGAGCCUCAUCAAAAAUACUGGUGGGGAGCCACUAACCGGUUUGUGAAGUCAUUGAAUGACAAUGAUUGAAAGGAGUAUGACUAGAUAUCCAGGUUUUUUAGAAGGAUUUUGUCUAUCAUUCUGAAUGAUCUAUAAACUAGGAGAAAUGAUUUAAUCUAUCACUGAUGUAUGGUGACUAUCGUAAGCAUGCAGUCAUUAGGUUUGUCUGUAACAGUUCAUGGAAAUCUCAGAAAAUGUCAAGAAAAGGCCUUGUCAAGAAAAAAGAAGAGAGCAGGAUUUCAGAGUGCUGAAUGUCAGUUUACAACUGCUUGCUGCCUAGGAAAGUGAGAAUAUUUUUCUUGAGUUACCCGCGAACAAGGAGAUUUGGGUAGUCAUUCAUUAAUAUAACUAUUAGUUAAAGUUUAACAAGUCAGUCUGUGUAUGCUGCGUGACAUUUGAUAGAUCCAUUUGUAGAUUUAAAUGGGCCACAUUUUCUGUCAUGAGCUACCAGAGGUUUCAGCUAUUUUCAUGUGGUGCAGAUUACCCUAAUGUUAGAGUGAAAUUAUGCAGUUGUGGAUUUGCUUCUAAUUUCUUCAGUGCAAGUUUCAUAUGAUUUAUUUCUUAAGCUUGUUGUUUUCUGUCUCAUAAUCCAAAAGGUUGCAUCAGAGAACAGUUGAUAGGAAGCUGGGUUUGGUCACCAUGGGGUGCGUUUUUGCUGAGUAUGUUUAUAUGUGCUUGAGCAGGUUCUGGAAUGUGGGAUCAUGUUCCUCGAUACAGAUAUUCAAGUAUUGGGUGUCGAAACAGAAGUGGCCUAGUUGAAGUAUUUCGAAGGUUUGCAGUUUCACUGAGGUGAGCAGUUAAACCCUGGCAUCGCUGAGCUUUCUAGCAAAAGGCUCAAGCUCUCAGCUGUUAAAUUGAAGAGGAAACUAUGGUUGGUGUAGAUCAAAUAAAGUACAGGUCCAGUGUACAGGUACACAUCCCUCGUCUACCCUGCAUGAUAAAGAGGAGGCAGCAGAACACGAACACAACCUCAUCAGAUGCAACAACAUCCCAUUAGCGUGAGGCUAUGGCACCAUCUAUGGGUGAGAUUCUUGUCCAAACCACUUGUCCCAAUUUCCUGACGCUUCUGCACAAGAACUGCCCAUCCCCAGUCCCUUGCUCCAUAACCACCCUGCUCUCCAGCCAGCUGGAAAUGCUAUGCCGCCUCCCCACAUGCACCUGCUGCCUCAACGGGGAGGUCAUCUCUCUUCCUGCUCCACAGGAUCCUGGCCACAUUUGAGAUCCCUUCCUCAGAAGUGGCUGCGACCAGCUGCCCACCUGCACUUCAGGUGUGCUGUGUGGCGCACAAGUCCUCGCUUGGGUCUCCUUGGACCUUCAGGCAGGCCCUGCUCUUUGGGAGCAGGACUUGGAAGCCACCAGGGAGGCAAAGAAAACUGACAAUUUCUCCUGGUGAAGCUCUGUAGGGCGUUCUGGUGAAGGGCUGAAAGACAAGCUCUUUCUGAAAAGGUUUUUCCCCCCUCACAAGCCUCUAGUGUGGUGAGACAUCUGUCUCACACCAGGAAAGCUGGGGAGAGGGACAUGUCACAGCCCGAGAGUGACUUCUGGAUGUGGCCACACAAGCUCCUGCAGGCAACAGCUCUGCAAGCCUGUUAUUAUUUCUACUCCUUGGCAUUCACAGCAGGGGUGACACUGGCCUUGAUACUUUUUAAGUGGGGUGGAGCCGCAGAGAGGGAAGGUGCUUAGGCUCUGAAGUGUUAUUGAACAUGGAUCCGAGCCUGAUGCACAACCUCCAGCACAGCCACCCUGGCAGCUGUCCUGCUGCUCCGCAGUGGCCAGAGUUUCUGCCUGGGACCGUGAGGUGUAUGGGAGCGGGGAGCUCCCACCCUCGUUGCCUCCACAGUGUCACCAGGGGCUGCCACACGAGCUGGAAGAGCUGAGGGGACUUACAGACACCACCUUUCUUGAAUUAUUUUAUUACUAUUUUUUCCCCAUCCAGCAUUCUCUGGGAGCUCUGAAGCGAGGCAGAGAAGGCACCUGGUGUCAAAGCAGUCCUUGAUGAGGCAGGAUGGCUUUCCAGGGUUCACCGUUAGCCUUUAGGCUUUCAAAGAGCUGCCACCCCUUCCGCACCCCUUCCCGCCGACACAGUAUGGUCUGCACCCCAAGGAGCCUCCCUGCCCCCUUCCCGGGCGCACGCCCCGGUGCGCUUCAGGUUCAUCGGGUAAAGGACGGGGAGGAGCCGCGGCGCGCUGGCCCAGGGGCUGGGCCGCCAUGACACCGCCCCGGCGCACGCGCGGCCCCGGCACCCUGGCAAGAUGGCGGAGGAGGAGCCGAGGCGGCGGAUCCCUCUGGUGCCGGAGAACUUGCUGAAGAAGAGGAAGGCCUACCAGGCCAUCAAGGCCACCCAGGCCAAGCAGGCGCUCCUCAACAAGCGCAAGCACCAGAGGGGAAAACAGCUCCAGUUUAAACGCCUGGAGGCUUUUGUUCGAGAUUCAUGGCGCAAACACCGAGAUGACGUCCGGCUGAGGCGCAUGGAGCAGAGACCUGCACAGACGGUUGUACCUCAGGAGCAGAAACUAGCCUUUGUUGUGCGGAUUGUAGAUAUUACGGGGGUGAGCAAAAGAGUAAGAAGAGUGAUUGAGUUGCUGCAGCUGAGAAAAAACUUCACUGGAGUAUUUGUUAAACUGACUCCAUUAUCGCUGAAGAUGCUGCGGAUUGUGGAACCGUAUGUGGCGUGGGGGCAUCCUAACCUGAAAUCCGUACGAGAGCUCAUCCUGAAACGGGGCCAAGCCAAGAUUAAGAAAAAGAAGAUGCCUCUGACAGACAAUAUGCUGAUAGAGGAACAUUUAGGGAACUAUGGUAUUAUUUGCCUGGAAGACCUUAUUCAUGAGAUCUAUUCGGCUGGGAAGCAUUUCAAAAAAGUCACAAAUUUUCUGUGGCCAUUCCAUCUGUCAGUGGCUCGCCACGCUUCACGUAACAAAGUAGGUUUCCUCAAGGAAAUGGGUAAGCCUGGCUGCAGAGGAGAAGCAAUCAACCAGCUUAUACGUCAGCUGAACUAGUCAGGGUCUUUGUGAAGACUUAAGGAUUCGGGACCUGUUCCUUCUCACAUGCAGUUCUCAUGGACAUUAUCCAAUGAUACGCUCUAGCUCUUGACUGUAUAUAUUUUUAUAUAUGUUUCUCUAUAAAGAAAAUACACAGAUGGUUAUGGAGAUGGGACUUUGGGCUGGUCCUUCUUAAAGCAAAUAAAUUGUACUUGGUACAAGGAAGAAGUGACUGGAACUCCUGGUCUCAUAUCUGGUAUAAAACAGUGGUUGUCAGUUCCCGAUCUAAACGAGGUACAGUUGAUUUGCACUCACACCUUCCAUCCUGUUACUCCCCAGUGGAAAAACUUGAACUUUCAUGCCUUGAAGUGCACUUCCUUAAGGGCAAAGGGGUGGUGCAGUCAUCUUUAACAUAUAUUGAUGACAGGCACAAGAAAACAGGAGGUGUUACUCUGUUGCUGCAGUGCAAGCCCUAGUAGUGAACUAUGUAACGUCUUUGAAGUACCUAGAUUGUAUUUAUUUUAAAAAGCAAUGAUUUUCAUGCUAGUGAUUUACAGAAGGCUGCAUUUUCACUUGUGCUAGGUUCACACUGCUGGAGAGAACUACUUCCUGAAAAAAAGCUCAGAAACUUUGUAGUAGAGUGCAUGUUUAGAGUUUUGUUUUAAAUAAACUUUUAAAAGUA